This is a messenger RNA of Coprinopsis cinerea okayama7#130, 1332 nucleotides long. RefSeq lists its product as hypothetical. NCBI's taxonomy places the organism in Eukaryota, Fungi, Basidiomycota, Agaricomycetes, Agaricales, Psathyrellaceae. The transcript is spliced from 4 exons. The coding region runs from base 1 to 1332 and encodes 443 amino acids. The record is from RefSeq and is a predicted model, not a curated record.
AUGGCGUCGUUCCAAUUCCGUUUGGGAGAUCUGCAUUCAAUCCAACCAAUCCCAACUCACAUCCAGGAUGCUGCCCCAACUCACACAACUUUUGCUACCAACCCCAAUAAAGUCUCUACCACAAAGCAGCCCUAUGGCUCAGGCGACUCUGACGAUGGCUACACACUCGUCUUCGCCAACCUCGCUGCCUUCCAAGCAUGGCGCGAACAGGAAGAGGACAGGAACAUGGUCGAAUUCGUAAAAGGUGAUACCCAUGGAAGCAAAGCAAUACCACCUCGGUUCAAAGAACACACAAAACUGGUCUGCGCCCGACAUUCUCGCAGCGGCAGGAAGAAAUAUGUAAAGAAACAUCCUGAACGGGUCCGCAAAGUCCCCAGUAGAAAGCUCGAGGGCCAGGGCUGUCCUGCGUCAAUAAGCUACAAGACGUAUUUUGACACUGAAGAAGUUCGCGCUUGUUAUAUCUCGCAGCAUUCCCAUGAAAUUGGACUGGCCAAUCUGCCAUUUACGCGGAAAGGUCGCAAAGCUGCAGUUGAAAGGGAGAAGGAGAAACGCGCUGCCAAAAAUGCUACAAAUGUCGCUUCCACGUCCAGUUCACCCAGUGCAUCGGCCACGGGUCCUCCUGCUACAAGUGUGCCACCAGAUCCCCCAACGUCCCACCUAACGAGUCCGCAACCCAUGUCACCCCCAAGUCAACACAUGCCUCAACCUCAACAACAUAUCCAACAUGUCCAGCAACAGUCCCAGCAACAGCAACAACAGCAACAACAUUCCCAGACGCAACCACAGCAAAUCCAACAAGUUCAGCAGCAGGUUUCUCAGGUGCAACAGGUGCAGCAGCAAGUUCAGCCUGUCCAGCAAGUUCAACAGGUCGUGCCAUCAGCUAGUACAAGCCAGCAAAUGACGUCGUUCUCAUCGGCCGUGUCUAUGCUCGCUCCUCUACCGAAUCAGCCCCAAGUCUAUGCCACUACUCAGCAAACGUAUACCCAACCUUACGCCAUGCAAGGAUAUGCUCCAAUAGCCCAACAACAGCCCAUGUCAAAUGAACGAUGGGACAACAUGAACAUUCUCUUCUCGACCAUCCGAGAUCACGCCCGAACAUUUGAAUACCCUUCAGCAAGCGUUGCUGCUCUUGAAACGGUUCUUAUCCGACUUUACCUCGAAAGUCCGAUGGGCGUUGGAACGCCGGCGCCGAACCUGGGGACGAUGAUGACACAUGUAAUGAGUGGUGCCCGAGGGCCCACGGUGCAACAGCAGCAACAGGGAAUGGCUGUCGGUGGCCAGAACCCCGGGAACGAUGGUACCAUCCAAAAUCAUAACGACGGAACCUCAUAG